Molecule: messenger RNA, 1779 nt
Organism: Erigeron canadensis
Lineage: Eukaryota; Viridiplantae; Streptophyta; Magnoliopsida; Asterales; Asteraceae
Product: monooxygenase 1-like
Exons: 5
Coding region: 485-1681 (398 amino acids)
Molecular function (GO): FAD binding
Source: RefSeq, a predicted model, not a curated record
AAUCACCAAUUAUUUGCCACCAAUUAUUGGCCAUGACUAGUUUUGCCCAUAACCUCAAUCACUCAAUGUGUUUCUGACAAAGAAAUCGAAAACAAUGGUACUCGGGUUGUAGAUGGUGUAACUGGAACUGUAUACAAAUCUCUUCCACAAUUCCUUUUUUAGAAAGAUCAUAUAUAUAGCCGCCUUAUCCAAACAAUAUGUUAAAUUAUCCACACCAACAACACAUAUAUUAAGAGAAGAGAUACAUACGUGUCAUAUUAGAGAUGCCACAUGUGAGCUUUUAAAGAACUCCUUGGGGUGAUUCUCAGAGAGAUGACAUGUUCAAUGCAAAACCAAUUUACGUGUUUGUUUUUCAACAAAGAGAUUUCGUUAUAUAUAUAGAUAGAAAAAAAUUCAUAUAGAUAUGUAUACAGGGCAUACAUAAUCUUGUAUCAAUAGAUUGAUAUAUAUUAAGAGAUUAUAUUUUAUUAUUAUUGAUAUAGAUAUGGAUGAUGGUGAGUAUGAAGUGGUGAUAAUUGGUGCGGGUAUUUGUGGAUUGGCGACUGCAGUUGCUCUUCAUAGGAAAGGCAUCAAAAGUGUUGUAAUGGAGAAAUCAGAAAGCCUUAGGAACGACACCGGGACGGCAAUUGGAAUAUGGCAAAAUGGGUGGCGAGCUUUGGAUCAGCUUGGCGUCGCCGACAGUCUUCGCUCCACUGUCAUCCCUAUUCACAGGGAACGAAUUGUAUCAUUGGAUGACGGGAAAGAGCAACUAAUCUCCAUCAAUGGUGAAUUUCGAGCCUUAAGAAGGAAGGAUAUUAUAGACACCCUUUUUGAUGCUCUUCCUCCAGCAACUGUAAAGUUUGGCUGCCAACUUGAAUCUAUAAAUACUGACACCGACACUGCUAAAUCGGUUCUUAGGUUUCUUGAUGGAAGCUCUAUUAUAGCCAAGGUUGUAAUUGGUUGUGAUGGUGGCAAUUCAGUUGUUGCUAAUUAUCUUAACCUCAAGCCUACUAAGAUAUUCUCUUUAUGUGGAGUUAGAGGUUUCACAAACUAUCCAAAUGGUCAUUCAUUUGACCAUGAGUUUGGUCUUUUCAGAAAAGAUAACAUUCUUGUAGGGAGGAUUCCAAUGGAUGAUAAUAUGGUCUAUUGGUUUUGUGCGCAUCCUUAUCUUCCUGAAGAUGAAAGAACUUGGGAAAGUCCCGAGUUGAUUAGAAGAUCAACCUUGGAAGUGCUAAGCGCCCAUCCGCAAGAAAUUGAAGAGAUGAUAAAAAAUGCAGACAUAAACUCAUUCUCUUUGGCACGCUUAAGGUAUCGCACUCCAUGGGACUUGUUAACAGGGACAUUUUAUAAAGGAGCAGUUGUGGUUGCUGGUGAUGCUUUACAUGUCAUGGGUCCAUUUUUGGGCCAGGGUGGUUCAGCAGGGUUAGAAGAUUCAGUUGUGUUGGCUAGACACAUAACUCAAAAGGGCUUGAAGCAAGUAGGAAAUGAGAGGAAGAUAAUGGUUGAGGGGCUUGGGGAAGCGUUUAAUAUGUAUGCAAAACAACGGCGGAUGAGAGUUUUACGAUUGUCAUUAGAAACUUAUCUUACCGGGAUGCUACUUGGAGCUACUUCGCGCCUAAAGAAGGUUAUGUAUUUUAUGGUGUUGUCUUUUCUGUUUCCGAUCAAAAAUGGUCAUGUGGAUUAUGAUUGUGGUAGUCUUUGACAAAUCUAGUCUAAGAGCUUCUUAAUUACUUGUUUUAAAAGUUCGACUGUAAGGUGUGAUAAAAUAAAAUGUUCAUCGAAUGGACUUUUUACCCAAAA